UAUAGGAGUGGGUUAUUGGGGUGAUAUCAAUUCCUCUGAUCGUAGUAUUGUUAGUUAUUGAUGUUAAUGGGAACGACUUUGCGACUAGAAUUCUAGUGCUAGAGCAGAGUAUAUGAGAAAAAGAAAAACUAAUUUCCUCAUUCUGAGUAUAAAGACUCGUGUUUGGGAGUUGGUGCUGUGAGGAAGUAAUGGAUGAAGUAUCGAAUCAUCCAAUUCACGAUGAGCAAGCAACCAGUGAGAAUUCAUCGAAUCCGGGUGGUACGGCUGCAUCUGAGACUGUAGUUGUGGUAAGAUCUGAAGAAGCUGCUCGUGUUAGUGCAGAAGAUGGAGAUUCAAAAUCCGAGGUCAAUGUAUUGGAAACUAGUAAGGUGUUUGCGGAAGAACAGAAGGCGAGCGUUUCUGAACCAGAUAGACAUUCUUGUGCCAUUGAUAUUAAAUGCAGUGGUGGAACAUUGAGCAGUGAAAAUUGGGAUAGCGAGAAGAUUUGUAGGAUCUGUCAUUUAAGUUCCGAUCAGUCAUCUGAUAUGUCAGAUCUUAUUCAACUUGGUUGUGGCUGUAAAGACGAACUCGGCUUUUCACACCGUCACUGUGCUGAGACCUGGUUUAGGUUAAAAGGCAACAGAUGUUGCGAAAUUUGUGGUGAGACUGCCAAAAAUAUCACAGGCGUUGGCAACAACAGAGCCAUGGAAGAAUGGACCGGAAGGAGAUCUGUUGCAAGCACUACCAGCCAAUCAAGAAGGGGUGGAGGAUGCUGGCAAGGACAGCCAUUUUGCAACUUCCUGAUGGCAUGCUUGGUAAUAGCUUUUAUGCUUCCAUGGUUUUUCCGUGUAAAUUUGUUUUGACAGGGAUAUGAUCCGGAGAUGUAAGUUGUUCAUCAAACAUAAUUCUGCAUUCUCCUAUGUGGCUAUCAGUACUGUGUUUUACGGCUGGAUGUUAUGGUGUGAAUUUAUCCAGUCAAUACAUCUUAGUGCUUUGAUUUUUAUGACUUGGCAUGAAAAUUGAGCCUUUGAGUACAUCCAUCCAUAUUCCCAAGCCUUAAGAGUUGGAAGGUAUGGAUUCUUAGAUUCAGUACCAACAGAAGAUGAGGCAUUUAGUCAAUCAACCAUUCAAACAGGAAGUACUGCAGUGUGAUUAUUGCAAGGUUGCAACGAGGUUCCUCGGCCAUGUUGUCAAAUAAUUGUUAG
Molecule: messenger RNA, 1184 nt
Organism: Telopea speciosissima
Lineage: Eukaryota; Viridiplantae; Streptophyta; Magnoliopsida; Proteales; Proteaceae
Exons: 2
Coding region: 189-842 (217 amino acids)
Molecular function (GO): zinc ion binding
Source: RefSeq, a predicted model, not a curated record